AUGUCUACUGAAAACGAUGCUUCUUUACCAUCCUAUGAUGAUGUGAUUAGAGAAGAUGCUCAAAAAUUACAAUAUGAUCCAAAUGCUUCACGUACCGAUAGGCAACAACCUCCACUACCAACAAUAUCAAGACCACCCCCUUCUCCAAGACCUUCUUCUUCUACUACUAAAAGAACAAACUCUACAAAAUCUUCUCAUUCAAAUACAAUCAGUUCAACAAGAUUAUCUCAUUCAAAUACAAACGCCUCUACAAGUUCUCAUCAUUCAAAUUCAAACCAUUUAUCAGUACCUUCAACACAUAAAAAGCAUAGCUCCUCAAGUAGUGUAAGUAGCUCUCAUCAUUCAUCUGUUUCACCAUCAAGAACUUCAUCUCAUUCAAGUACAUCAUAUUCCACUUCACAUCGUGCAAAGCCUUUACCCUGGGUUUAUCCAAAUGGUUAUUAUUGUCCAAAAUGUGAUAAUACAGGUUAUAAGCUUAAAAAUGGUCAUUCGUGUAAAGUAUGUUGGGAAAGAUUUGCUCCAAGAAAUAAUGUUGGGGUAGUCCAGCCAGGCCAAAUUAAUGUUCAAGGUCCUAUUUUACAACCACAAUAUCAAAGACCGAUGUAUUCAUCACAUUCAACAAGUUCAAUGCCUUUAUAUGUUCAGCCAGGUGAUCCAAGAUUAGGUGGGGUUUUAUGUGGGAAAUGUAGGGGUUCUGGCAGAACAAGAUUCUUCCUGGAUGAAAAUUUAUGUACCGUUUGUGGUGGUGUUGGUAGAAUCGUACCGCAUUAA
This is a messenger RNA of Henningerozyma blattae CBS 6284, 771 nucleotides long. RefSeq lists its product as uncharacterized. The coding region runs from base 1 to 771 and encodes 256 amino acids. Gene Ontology annotation, cellular component: cytoplasm. The record is from RefSeq and is a predicted model, not a curated record. NCBI's taxonomy places the organism in Eukaryota, Fungi, Ascomycota, Saccharomycetes, Saccharomycetales, Saccharomycetaceae. The transcript has a single exon.